Lineus longissimus is the source of this 1019-nucleotide messenger RNA. Its product is annotated as N-glycosidase Npun_R5314-like. The record is from RefSeq and is a predicted model, not a curated record. The transcript has 2 exons. Lineage: Eukaryota; Metazoa; Nemertea; Pilidiophora; Heteronemertea; Lineidae. The coding region runs from base 6 to 545 and encodes 179 amino acids.
GAAAUAUGGCGGAGGCCAACGCCAGCACGGAUGUCACCGAAAAAUACACCUUUUUCUGGAAGAGUGACUCUCCAUUCAGUCAGUGGCAUCCAAGUAAAUUCACCGUCGAUGGCCAGUUGUACAACUGUGCAGAGCAGUAUAUGAUGCACGAGAAGGCAGUUUUAUUCGGUGACUACGAAUCAGCCCAUGCAAUCCUGGGAACCUCUAGUCCAAGGAAACAAAAGAUGCUCGGAAGGAAAGUAAAAAACUGGAAUGAUGACCUAUGGAACAAGGAGUGCCAGAACAUUGUCCACAAAGGAAAUGUUGCAAAGUUUUCUCAAAAUAAAGACCUCCAAAAAAUCCUUCUGAAGACUGCUGGAACUACCCUUGUUGAAGCCAGUCCUCUCGACACAAUUUGGGGUAUUGGACUGGCUGCUGAUGAUCCAAGAGCUUGGAACAAGGCCACCUGGAAUGGCAGAAAUCUUCUUGGUUAUAUUCUUACAGAUGUUCGUGAGGAGAUUUUGCAGUCAUUGGAUGCGACUGAAGAAAUUAUUCAACAUGUAUGAGCAAAGCUGAAGUAUAAAACAGAUUCAGAUAAUAACAAAAACAAACCAUAUUAGCUUUUUUAUCAACCAUUUUACUAGAAAGUAUGUUACAGUUUACACUCAACCAAUUUGUCCAGACAUUUGUUAUUCUGGUUCUUAAAUAUACUGUGUUUACUAUAAAGCCAGUUUUGGUGCGUCUGUUCAGAUCUAUUGCACACAAACGGGCCUUUUGUACAGGCUAAAUAGCGUCUACACCGUAUAUAGAAGUUCCAAGUCUAUACAAUGUUAAUAAGUAGAUAAAUUACUGUGGACGUCCUUUCUGUCCGAGGGGCUACUUCUUGGAAUCAAUCCCCAGAUCAUACAAGUAAUUCUCCCAUGUCCUCGUACUUUCUUGCAAAAUAUUGGCAAGUAAGGUCAUGACACAGCAAAUACCUCUGGAAGUUUGGAAAUAAAUCCACUGGACCACUCGGAGAGACCGAAAAAUCAGUAGCCCCC